UGUACCUUCGACCCAAGGACUGUCUAUCUAUGUAAAUCUCACCCAUUUUCACUCCAUCGUCACCCCUUCGUCUCGCCAAAACCAUUACACAUUUCGUACCAGUUCUGGCCAGACUAUUUCACACUUUUACACAAAUUCUCUAGUAUUUAUUUUUAUUGCAAAUAUUUUUUUGCAAAAAAAAACAAUUUGCAAGUCUCAUCCCUUCCUUGCACCGCUACAUAGCUAAUUGUGUCCUGCAAUGUAAACCAAUACAUAUUUCGUCCAAUAAGUAAACACUUCACGAAGCAGCGAGUUUGCGAAAUUUUGUUGCCAAUAUUUUUGCAAGUAUGCUUCUCCUUCGUGGGUCCGGGGUCACGCUGCUGCUUGUCAUCGUGACCUGUGAGGUCACCACGGGAUUGACCACGAAACAGAAAACUGUGGGGAACGAGACCCUGGUGGCGUCAGAAUCUCGGGUGAAACGUGGCUACAGCUCGGGCCACUCGACGGGCAUUGCGUACAAUCGGAUUAACGAUGCCGGUCAGAUCAGAUUGAGACAGCGGGGAGGAGGGCACCGAGGUGGGUAUCAUGACGAGGAUGAGGGUGGUGGUCAUCGAGGUGGUGGGGGUGGUGGUGGUGGUCAUGGGGGUGGAGGUCAUGAAAAUCCUAUCGGGGAGGAUGGAACGCAUACGAACGACUUUAAAUCGUAUGGGGUCGGGUAUGAACACAGAAACACUGAACACUGCGAGGAAUCGAAAUGCGGCUACAACAUUCGCCACUGUCCGCACGGGUGUGUCUUCAACUCUUUGGAAUGUGGGGGUGGUCGUGCUUAUGAUACCUGUUGCUGCUAAAACACUAGCUAAAAUUAUCUACAUAAAAUCCUUAAGUUUUACAUAUUUAAUUUCAAAAAAUAAAUAUUUUUCAUAAUCCUUUUCAUAAAAAAUAUAUACUUUUAUAAUAAUAUUGCCAAAAAAAUCCAGUUGUAAGUAAAUACAUAAACAUUUCGCAACAAUAAAUUCCUUCCACUCCAUUCAUCA
Messenger RNA from Folsomia candida, 1013 nucleotides. Its product is annotated as glycine-rich protein DC9.1. NCBI's taxonomy places the organism in Eukaryota, Metazoa, Arthropoda, Collembola, Entomobryomorpha, Isotomidae. The transcript has 2 exons. The record is from RefSeq and is a predicted model, not a curated record. Bases 327 to 827 code for a protein of 166 amino acids.